AUUUCAUAUCGAACUUGGCCGCUAACAUGAAUUGGUCGUGUGGCUGGAAAUAUGAAAAAUAAACAUGGCUGCCGACUACAAUUCACCUGGUACUCCAAGUAGACACGAGAAAUCACUGGGUUUAUUAACUGCGAAAUUUGUUGCAUUACUGCAGGAAGCUAAAGAUGGAGUACUUGAUUUAAAAGUGGCUGCUGACCAGCUAGCUGUUCGACAAAAGCGAAGAAUAUAUGAUAUUACCAAUGUCUUGGAAGGUAUAGGUUUGAUUGAAAAAAAAUCGAAAAAUAGUAUACAAUGGAAGGGUGCAGGUCCUGGUUGUAACACGCAAGAAAUAUCAGAAAAGUUAAACGACCUAAAAAGUGAAAUAGAACAUUUAGACUCAGUAGAGCGUAUACUUGACGAACAAAAAUUGUGGGUUCAACAAAGUCUGAAGAAUGUUUCUGAAGAUCCUGAAAAUGAGCAGCAUGCCUACAUAUCGCAUGAUGAUGUUUGUGGUUGCUACAAAGGAGAGACGUUGUUAGCCAUACAAGCUCCGUCUGGGACCCAACUCGAAGUACCGCCACCAGAAUUGCAAGUUGGACAGAAACCAAAAUACCAAAUACAUUUGAACAGUCAAAAUGGACCUAUAUGUGUCUUGUUAGUAAAUCAUGAUGCAAAAUCAGACGCACCGGUAGUUAUGUCAGUGCCUCCACCUGAUAACGAUGAGGAGAGCUUAAAAUCUAAUAGUAGUAUAGAUGUGAAAACAAAACAUCUAUGUACAGAUAUAAAAAUGGAAGAUAAAAGUGAGAAUCCAACAAAUCCGAUGCCAGAACAGCAGCUAAAAGGUGACCACCGAUUUAGAAGCAGGGUACCAAAGAAAUCACAGAUUCAGCAGGAUCCUCUGUUAACAUCUGACAGCAAUGACCCAUCCCUGCUAGAUUCCAGGCGAAUAUCAGACGAAUUAGAAGAAAUGAACUUAGACAAUUUUUACAAAGAAAACGAAAUUUUCACGCCGUUAUUAAGACUGUCGCCACCGCCAGGUGAUCAAGACUAUUAUUUUAAUCUCGAUGACUCCGAAGGAGUUUGCGAUUUAUUCGAUGUACCGCCACUAAAAGUGUAAAUGUUUGUUACCGGGCAUGGGCACCAAGUUGGACGUGACAGAGUUAGUUUGCAGUUCAAGGGAUUAUUCCUUUCAGAAAAUAUAAACACGGUUUGCACACGACAAUGAAUUGCGAUACCCAGCGUUGUUACUCGAUAUUUUCACGUUAUUUAUACUCUUCGUACCAGUCUCGUGCCUGUGCUACAUCGAUAAAUCGGUUGGGGCGGCUCAACUUACCUUCACGGUUACUGCUGUUCGCUUUUUUUGUAUUUAUAAUCCCUAGGGAUGCCUUUGAGCUUUCGCUUUACCCUACUGAUUGGGAUUUUUUUGAUCGGGUCAUGUUUUGACGACCUAAAUUUAUUCCGUAACAUACGUCGAAAUGAAGCCUGUGUGAUUCUGCUAAGUUAUUUAUCUAUUUUAAGAUUUUUUUUUGUUUCUAAAUUUUUCUUAGUGUCUUUGAUUAACUUCCCUUCAAUGAGGAUUUAGGUUUUAUUAAUUAGGGGUCGUCCAUUUCAGUAAUAUAAUUUUGUUUUUGUUUGGAUAUAGUACUGACCACGAAAAUUUUAACUGCGCUUAUGUACUACAUUGAAACACCCUCAUUACCCCAACCUCCGCCCUGUCUUCCGCACGUUUUAGGUUAAUUACUUCUCAUCAAGUUAACAAAAUCCGCAACCAUUGUUCCACGCAACGAUUCUUAUCCAUCGUGAUUCUCGUUAUGUUUUCCAGUAUGUUUUUUAAAUAUAUCCUCUGCAAAGGAGGGUUACGUGGACUUGUGUAAACGCUUCACGAAAUUUUUGCUUAUUUAUUCGAACGUUUUGAUUUGUAUGUAGGACAAGAAAUAACUUUAUGAAAUGAUGAAGAUGUUAAUAAUAUCUUAUAUUACUAAUUUUUGUAUUUUUAUUUUCAUGUGUGUGAUUCCAGGCUUUCACAACAACACGUUACUAAAAGUUAGCCUUGUUUUCAGGGUUUUCGUCCUGUAUGGUUAUAUAUGUCACAUAUGAACGAUGUUCUCUAAAGGGAUAUCCCCUUUUAUGCCUUCAUUUGUUUUUGUUUUCAUUUAUUUUAAAUAGAAAUUAUUUGAAUUGCCCGUGCAGGUUUCAGACAGACACGCAGAAACCCGGUUAAUAUUAAAAAAAUUGUGUUUUUUUAAAAAAAACACAGACAGAUUGGUAAAAUAAACAAAUACUAUAUCAACUUCUUUAAACGCCUUUUAGUAAAUCAGAGUUUUGAAUCAAUUAUGUUCCAUUAUAGCUCAUGAGCUAGAAAGAUACUGCUUCUCCUUUUGUCUGGAUAAAAUAUUUGUCAACUAAGACAAUACUACUAACGAAAAAUAAACUUGAAAAUCUUUAGAGCUUUCUUGACAUGCAAUAUUUCUGGAAAAGAAGGAUGAAUCUUCCUCCUAAGUUAAACUAUUUUUUUUUGAUUUUGCUUUUCUCCUUUUUGAUAGAUAUAGUAUUUAUUCUACCGCCUCUUUAAUACUUUCGCCAACCUUGUUCUAAAGUCUUUCUCCCUAUAGCCUCACUGAGAUCCAGGAAACAAAUCUGGGGACGAAGAGGCUUAGCAUACAUUUAGGUUUGCGAAUAUCUCUAAGAAAAAGGACGUCCUGGGAACGAGGUUGAUUUAUUUCGAUGUAAUACGAAGAAGUAAUUUAUCUUGAAGGUCUUUUAUUUGUCUAUCUUGUUAGAGUACGUCUCAUUGUAUGCGUCAAAGAAUUUCAUGUUUACCAUUUUAGUUUGAGCCUACAUAAGGGUUUGUUGUAGCUAUGGAAACGGAUUAAAAAAAAGUGAAAAAUCUUUACCCGGGAUGUGAUUUUCUAGACUAAUAAAACAUUUUUUCCUUUACCAAAUAUAAAUAUAACUUUAUUUUUGUUCGUGUAACACAUCGUAUAAAAAUUAUGUUGAAACUAGCAGUGGCAGCCAUUUUGUUGGUAUGUUCUUUGUCUGUGGUGUCAUGUGGAGUGCUGGGUGACAUCAUGUUCAAUGGGUUUACCAAUCCCCUCCUCAGUAAGUGUAUCUCGGAAUAUCAUGUUUGCCUUCAAAGUGGAACACUGAUGUCAGUUUGUCAGGAAAAAUUCGGACAAUGCUGCAAAGUAUUGUAGCGAAAGAAAAAUAUACAUCAUGAAGUAAAA
Hydractinia symbiolongicarpus is the source of this 3203-nucleotide messenger RNA. Its product is annotated as transcription factor E2F5-like. The record is from RefSeq and is a predicted model, not a curated record. Gene Ontology annotation, cellular component: RNA polymerase II transcription regulator complex. Gene Ontology annotation, biological process: regulation of transcription by RNA polymerase II. Bases 65 to 1096 code for a protein of 343 amino acids. Gene Ontology annotation, molecular function: DNA-binding transcription factor activity, RNA polymerase II-specific; protein dimerization activity; RNA polymerase II cis-regulatory region sequence-specific DNA binding. NCBI's taxonomy places the organism in Eukaryota, Metazoa, Cnidaria, Hydrozoa, Anthoathecata, Hydractiniidae. The transcript is spliced from 10 exons.